AUGGCAUCCUGGGGUGCAUUAGAAAGGGGUUCCUUGGAAAUAACACAGAGUUUGGAAGAUGAUCCUCUACUGGAUGCACCACUUAUUUCUUCUCAUACGUUACAUUCCCAACUGAGGCCAAGGUUUCAUGCUAUUCCAGCAGUUCUCUUUGCCAAUUUUCUGUUGCUAAUACAUGUUGCUUUUGUUGUUCUAGCAUUUUUGGCAGCUAUGUUUUGUUCUUACCCCAAUCCAAAUCAGGAUGUGUGCCCUGGAAACUAUACUCACCCACUUAAAGUACAGACUGUCAUAAUCAUUGCAAAAGUAAUUCUGUGGAUUCUGCAUGUUUUUUUUGAACGAUACAUCCAGCACCACCACAGUAAAGUCAGAAGCAGAGGUUACUUCUCAAUAUACCGGUCAACAAGACAUCUGAAAAGGCUUCCACUGCUGAUACACUCCACAGGUAAUGCAGCCCUGCUUUUGAUUCUGUCAGUGCAACAUUCCUUUCCUGGUCACAGUAGAGUGUACCUGUAUCUUAUCCUGGGAGUCCUGGGCCUGGAGCUGAUUAGCUCCCUGACAUGCUUAGUGAUUUACACAGUGAAAAUAAGUAACUUCAAUCGUGCAAAGCCAAGACCUGAUAUAAUAGAAGAAGAAAAGAUGUAUGCCUACCCUACUCAUAUUACCUCAGAAAUUGGAUUCAGGGAAAACUCGAGUUUAGAAGAGAUAGUUGAGAAGCAAGGAGAUGUAAUAGAGUAUCUUCAGCGACACAAUGCACUGCUCAGCAAGAGACUAUUGGCACUAACAUCUCAGCAAAUCAAAACUUAACAGCAUUUGGAAAUCUGCUCCUGGAGCUCUGGAGGAAACAGAAGGUAACAUAAUGUUCAGACUGCUUUGUACAGAUGAUCCUUCAAUCAUCGUCUGUAUUUUGAAAUAGAAGUGGAAGGAUGACCUCUGCAUAUGCUGUAAAUCUAUUACAGCUGGA
Molecule: messenger RNA, 958 nt
Organism: Chaetura pelagica (chimney swift)
Lineage: Eukaryota; Metazoa; Chordata; Aves; Apodiformes; Apodidae
Gene: TMEM192
Product: transmembrane protein 192
Exons: 6
Coding region: 1-801 (266 amino acids)
Cellular component (GO): lysosomal membrane; late endosome
Source: RefSeq, a predicted model, not a curated record